GAAGAAGAGCCUGAUGUGGGCUGACUGCAUUGUCAUCGCUGGCGCGCUCCUGGUCGGCUUCAGCAAGAUGGCUGACUCUUUCGAGAUGGUGCUGGCCAGUCGCCUUUCCUACGGAGUCGCCGCCGGGAUCUGUCUGAACGCGACGGCGCCGUUCCUGGUGGAGAUCUCUCCCAAAAGGCUGAGAGGCUUCGCCGUCGCGAUGUCGGUGGUCUUCUUCUCGCUGGGAAAAGUCUUGGGACAAAUCAUGGGCUUGAGGGACGUCUUUGGGGGCCCUUCUCGGUGGCCGCUCCUCCUGGGCCUCUCCGGCCUCCCGGCCUUGGUCCAGCUGCUCCUGCUCCCACUUUUCUCAGAGUCGCCCGCGUUCCUCCUGCUCCAGAAGGGGGACAAGGAGGGCUGCCUGAGAGCCAUGCGGACCCUCUGGGGCGAAGGGGACCCCCGCGGCCACGGCCUCCAGGCCCAAGCGGAGGAGAUGCGGAGGGAGUCCUCACCCGGACGCCGCGGGGCCCUUCAGGUGAUGGGGGACCCGGCCCAGCGGAGGCCCCUGGCCCUCUCCAUCCUCCUGGCCCUCAGCCUCCAGCUCUGCGGCCUCAGUGCAAUCUACUUCUAUGCCUUCGAGGUCUUCCGCACGGCCAGGAUCCAGGAGAACCUCAUCCCUUACAUGACUUUGGGCACUGGCUCUUGCGAAUUUGUGGCCGUCCUGCUCUGCAGCGCCAUUAUUGACCGCUUUGGGCGGAGGGUCCUCCUUUGGGGUGGAUUCGGGAUGAUGGGCGUCGCAAUGGCCCUCCUGACCCUCAGCCUCUCCUUGCAGGACCGCUUUCCUUGGCUCUCCUUCGCCAGCGUCGCCUUCAUCUUCCUCUUCAUCUUCUUCUUCGGCGUCGGACCCUGUGAGUCCAGGCCCCCAAAAGCCCCUUCUCGACAAUAGAGAUUGCAGUCCCUAUAAUACAUUGCCAUGGUCUCUCUCUGGAUGCCUUCGGCUUGAAUGCCCUCUCUUCUUACUAUCCAUUUCAUUCUGUUUUGCUGUUGCAACGAUGCCGAUCAGCUCUUCCUGCGCUGCCCCCCAAUCGCCCCCCCUGGUUGCCUCCAUGGCCUCCCUGUUCGCUCUGAGGCCGAGAAAGUGUCACUCCCCAAGGGCACCCUCGGUGGGGCGGGAUUCAAACCCUGGCCUUCUGGAGACCCUGAGGCUGC
Sceloporus undulatus (fence lizard) is the source of this 1185-nucleotide messenger RNA. Its product is annotated as solute carrier family 2, facilitated glucose transporter member 11-like. Gene Ontology annotation, biological process: monosaccharide transmembrane transport. The record is from RefSeq and is a predicted model, not a curated record. The transcript has 7 exons. Gene Ontology annotation, cellular component: membrane. NCBI's taxonomy places the organism in Eukaryota, Metazoa, Chordata, Lepidosauria, Squamata, Phrynosomatidae. The annotation marks the transcript as partial. Gene Ontology annotation, molecular function: hexose transmembrane transporter activity.